AUGGUCAUCCACUCAUCAAGAUUUGGCAAGUUAAACUGGUCAUUUGAUAAGAGGGCACCUGUAAAUAAAAAUGGCAAGGGUAAAACUAAACCCCAACAGAAAAAUCCACAACCUAAGAAUGCCAAACAACCCACACUCCCUUUAAAAAAACCACAAAACACGCCUGAGAAGACUAAUGAUAAAAAUGCCACACCCCCUUUAAAAGUACCACAAGACACACCUGGAAAGACUAAUGAUAAAAUUCCAAAAAAUAAACCCAAUCCAGAGGAAGGGAAAAUGCCUCCUACAAUGAUUCCAGAAAAGGCUCCAUUACCUUUGGAACAAGGCAAAUCGCAAACAUUAUCAAAUUUUACUAUCAUAGUAAUCGGUGCGAUCGUUUUUGGGGUGUUUUUGGUAGCGUUCAUCGUUUAUCGAAAAAGGUCUAAUUCACGAAAAGGUGCGGUGCGCCUUUAUGACAAUGAUGAUGAAUCUCAAAUGAAUGAAAAACCAAGAAUCACUUUAGGAGAUUAUAAUGAUUAUAAUGAUUAUAAUAUUCAAGGAACCACCGAUUAUACGCAAAAUUAUAAUGAUUAUUAUCAAACGCGGAAUAGUUAUGCCUCAAGUCGCGAAUCAUAUUCUUCUUCAUUAGGAGUCGCUUUCCCUGUACCACCUCGAAGAAUUUCCGAUAAUAGCGUCAGUACCGCUACGCCAACAAGUGCUACCUUCAGAGAUCACAACAAUUUCCCAAAAAGUUAUCAGAAAUCCUCCUUUCAAAAUUAA
Funneliformis caledonium is the source of this 759-nucleotide messenger RNA. The record is from the annotation of a GenBank genome assembly. NCBI's taxonomy places the organism in Eukaryota, Fungi, Glomeromycota, Glomeromycetes, Glomerales, Glomeraceae.